AUGAAGCGUCGCCUUAGCAAGCGCAUUUGUAGUGGAGAGAACCAGAGAACACCGAUCAACUCGUCAAGUCCUGCUGCUGCAGCCGCAUCGUCCUCGCCGGCGUCAGGGUCGGCCUCGAAGUCGGUUGGGUCGAAGGAGUCCAGCGCUUCGCCCUCGACUGAUAGGGUCGCAAAUAAGUUGAGGAAGGGCCCACCAGGUUAUCGAAGCUCUUCUGUCACGUCGCCCUUGGCUGCUAAGGUGCCGGAGGAUGCUUGUCCGUUGACUGAGUUGACUGGUUCCACGAUUCAGGAGACUUUACAGCCGAAGAAGACGAGCACAUCAAGUGAUGUUAAGGCCGUGCAGCCGGUUCAAAUUCAACUGCGAGCAGAUGAACAGCCGGUCUGGGACCGGGCUGUCGAAAUGACCUGGGCUAAACCUGCUCGUAAGGAUAAGAAGGCUGAUCAAGAGGAAGAGGGAGUCUUCUUGAAGAUUUGGAAGCUUCUCAUGGAGGAAUACCCAAGCAUCGACAAAACCGGCGAGGACGAAUAUUUCUCCGACAGCGACGAAAUUUCUACUGACAGCAGCGCAACUCCCACUCUCACGCCGGAUAAGACAACUCCCACGAUCAAGUUUGUCAGACACCGAAGCUACUCUGACCUCCCUCCGACCGUCCGACUGCAACUCCUUCGCUGCCUUCUUGCAGCCCACGACCUGACCACCAACAAGGCAAUCCCCCUAGCCGAUAAGUUCACAACCUCCGAACUCACCCGCUACCACGGCCUCAACCAAUUCACCGCCCUUUCGACCCUCCUCUCCCCGAUAACCCGCUACCUGCUCAUCAACCGCUCUUUUCGCGCCGAUGUUCUCGCAACUGUCUUCCUCACUUACCGCUUUCACAUCCUCGUUUCGGCUCUCACACCAAGGAUGAUCUUCUCGCGUACGCCGGAGGGGCAGUUCCUUGCUCGCUAUGGGCGCCUGUUUGCAAACGUGGUGGUGGAGGUGGAUAUGACGAAGUUGACUGGGAGUAAGGACCCUGAUGCUGUGGGGUUGGUGGCUAGUGUUGGGGUUGGGAAGGUGAAGGGGGUUUUGGAUGGAUUGAUUGUCAAGUCGCAGGUUGCUAAGCGGCCGAAGGGAUUGCCGUUAAGGGAUUUCAGGGUACUUGUGAGGCGUUAUUUUGGUGAGAGGCCCCAAAACACGCCGGCUAAGUUUUAUGCUUCUAGUGAGGAGGUUGAGAAGGUCCUUGCCCCUUUGAAGUCUCUCUUCCCGUUUGUGGAAAAGAUUACCAUAUCCGGCGGAGUGGACGUCACGCAAGCGAUGGAAAUGAUCAAAUCUGUCUGUGGCGCGGAAGCAUCGUUGAGCGACGGGUGGUUUGAACGACGGUUACCUGCAAAAGAGUGGGGUGCUAUACAGGGUGAGGCGGCGGUGGUAGAUUUUGGUACGCCUGCUGAUGGGAAUGAGAUGGAGGGGCUUUGGGUGGUGAGGUAUACUGACUUGGGGAUGGACAGUGUAAGGAAGGUUCAGGAGGGGGAGGUUGUUGUUGGGUGCCCCACUCCCACAGCUACAUCCACAGCUGCCCCUGACAAUGUGAAGCAAGCAGGACAGAGAGUCAUCGUCCUUGACACGAACAAGCUCUCCCGCCUACCGGUGGGCAAGACCCGCGCCGCUACCGCUGCCAAAGCUGAAGCCCAGUCCCAGUGUCAAACUCAGGCACCGUCACAAUCUAGCUCGGGGUUGUCCCGCACGGUGUCAGUCAGCUUCCGCCGGGCCCUGUCCGCCAUGGGCAGAGACAAUCUUGAUACUCCUUUUGUUCAGCUUCCUUCCAAGAGUUUAGCAGCUGAAAAGGCCGUUGAGAACAAGCUUCCUCAGCCUCAAGCGCAGUGUAUGCCUGUUGCGCCGGAGAAGGAGAAGGGGCAGGAGGAUAAAGCUGGGGUUGUGGCUGUGGGUAUGGCGGGUGGAGAAGGGAAGAAGGAGUUGACUGGGACUGGGGUUUUUGAGGAGGAUUGGAAGGGCGUCAAGAAGGGAGAUACGUUAAGGGGCGGGAGGAGAGUGUUGAAGAAAUUGGGUGGGGCUUUGAGGAGUUUGGGGCAGAACUAA
Thermochaetoides thermophila DSM 1495 is the source of this 2073-nucleotide messenger RNA. RefSeq lists its product as uncharacterized. The transcript has a single exon. Bases 1 to 2073 code for a protein of 690 amino acids. The record is from RefSeq and is a predicted model, not a curated record. NCBI's taxonomy places the organism in Eukaryota, Fungi, Ascomycota, Sordariomycetes, Sordariales, Chaetomiaceae.